Molecule: messenger RNA, 2039 nt
Organism: Panicum virgatum (switchgrass)
Lineage: Eukaryota; Viridiplantae; Streptophyta; Magnoliopsida; Poales; Poaceae
Product: WEB family protein At2g38370-like
Exons: 2
Coding region: 15-1736 (573 amino acids)
Source: RefSeq, a predicted model, not a curated record
AACAAUCCCAUCCCAUGGCGAUAAAUCCAAUUCUUGCUCCGCCAUGUGUGCUUCCACUGGCUUCGAUUCCUUUGGCUCUCUCCGUCGUCACCCCACAAAGCCCCCACAGAACCCAAGAAAGACGAGUCCCCAUGAACGGCGAGCCCGAGCCGCAAGAUUUGGCUCCGCCCUCAGCCGCCGGCGGCCUGGAGGCCAGGGCGGAGGUCGACACCUCGGCGCCCUUCAAGUCGGUGCGGGAGGCCGUCGACCACUUCGGUGGCAGCGCCGCCUGGAGCUCCCACCUCAUCAGGCGUAUGUUCGCGACCCCAAAGGAGAUUGAAGAACUGAACAAUCUUGAGGAGCAGACCGCCCAGCUAGAGAAGGAGCUCACCAUCAAAGAAAGGGAGACGCUUGAUGUGCUGAAAGAGUUGGAGUCCACCAAGAAGGUGAUUGCAGAUUUGAAGCUCAAGGUACAGAACGAAGAAGCUUGUACAUUUUCCAUCACCAAGGGAGGACCUGCAGAAAAGCAGUCUGAAAAUGUACUCGAACCUGAAGUGCGUAUGGCUGACCAAGAUGCACAGGCGCAGCAGGCUCCUUGUUCCUCAGUGUUAAAGGAGCUUGAGCAGGCCAAAGCUAACUUAAACAGGACCACGAGUGAUUUAGCAGCUAUAAGGGCCUCCAUCGAGUCACUACAGAAUGACAUCGCAAAAGAGAGAGUCUUGAUGCAGCGAAGCCAAGAGAAGGUGUGUGCCAAUACCACAUUGAUUUCAUCACUUGAGGAUGAACUGGACCAGACCACACAGAAGCUGCAGACAUUGAGGGAUCUGCAGAGGAGGCGUAAAGAUCCGUCAGACAUCUUCAUCGAGAUCAAGAAGAUGACGUCUGAGCUAGAGAAGCUCAGGAACACGGCAAACGCGUUGAAAUCUGAAGCUGUUAUGUUGGCUGCUGAAAUUGAGCAGAUAAGAGCUAGCAUUGGCACUGCUGAGGUGAGGUGUCUUGCAGCCAAAAAGAUAGAAGAGGCGGCGAGAGCAGCAGAAGCUCUUGCACUUGCUGCGAUCAAGAUCCUACUAAGCAAUGAAGCUUCAUCAUCGGCUGAGGGUCUCCAGGGCGCAGAUGGAGUGGACAUUUCAUUGGAAGAGUACUCUGAGCUUGCUGCCAAAGCUCAAGAGGCUGAGGAAUUGUCAAGAAAGAAAAUUGAAGCUGCAACAGUGCAGGUCGAUGAAGCCAACCAGUCAGAAUCCAUCUCGCUUAAAAAGUUGGAAGAAGCUCAAUUACAAGUUGAUGAAUGUAAGAAGGCACUGCAAGAGGCGCACAAGAGGGUGGAUGCUGCCAACCGGGGCAAGAUCGCCGUAGAAGAGGCACUUCAUAAAUGUCGAUCUGCAACUGGACACAAGAGGCGUUCAUUCCAUGACCAUCCCAAGUUCAAGCAAGCAGCACCGCGUUGCAAAGUUUCUCAUAGUUUGGAUAUCAUGGACGUUUCAAAGGGUUCCUUGAAGCCAACAUUGUCGAUCGGUCAGAUAUUGAGUAUGAAGCUAAUGGGGCCUGAUGGGUAUGACAAAAGUGUUUGGGACAAUACACGUGAAACUUCUAAUGUGUCACUUGGGCAGAUUCUGAACCGAAGCCGUGCCGUUGUGUAUAGCAGUGAUGCGGCUUCUCACAAGAAAUUCUCAGGAAAAAGGAAGAAGUUUGCGUUUACUGGACUCUCAGUUUUCUUGGCAAGGCAAGCCAAGAGCAAGAAGAAAAAGGAAUCACAUUAGAACUGCUAAUGUCAACUUGUCCAGAAAAAGAUAUCCUUUGUAGUCUACCUAGCUAGUUGUUAACUUGGACCCGCGUUCAUGUUCUUGUAAUCUAGUACUGUUUGUAGUCUGCGUAGCUAGUAUUUAACUUAGACCCUCUAUUUGUAGAUGCCUUAAUCAUUGAUUUCUCGGUGCCUCCGUGUAAUCUGUACUUCCGUAGCAGGCUAGCAGCUAACUAUUGAUGUUGCUGAUUAGCAGUUAUCAUGUAGUACUAUGUGAACAUGAAAUGUAUCAAUAUCACUAGUAGUUGAUAUCAAGUGUACC